GCCUUCCUGCUCGCCUCGAACGAGACGAGCCUGCGCUUCGACUGGGAGCGCGCCCGCGCGAGGGUGCGGAACGCCAGGUUCGAUAUGAAGCAAAAGGUAGACUCCUGGGACGAGUGCCUGGCAAUCAGCUCGGGCGACACCAACUUCUUGACCGAGAUCUUCGUGUGCGGCACAAAGCGGGCCACGCUGAAGGCGCUGACCUCGCUCGUCUGCCACGAGGGGCUCCACAACCUUGCGAUGCGAAGGCGCAGGGGGAACCCCUACCUGUCCGAGGGCACCGAGCACCUGGCCAUGGCCCUCCUGGGCGACCCGCAGCUGGUCGAUGGCGACGAGGAGGCGGCGGCUGCCCGGGGGGCGCCCCAGCGGGAGCUGCCCCAGGACGACGUGGAGCGGCUGGCCGUGAGUCUUGGCGUGGACCCGACGGCGGGGGCAACCGACGUCCUCCGCGACCUGCUGGCGACUCUCCGGUGUUGGUGUUGGUGCCAACUUCUGGGCAUCCGGUCCGCCUCCCCCUCCUAA
Molecule: messenger RNA, 519 nt
Organism: Prorocentrum cordatum
Lineage: Eukaryota; Dinophyceae; Prorocentrales; Prorocentraceae
Source: the annotation of a GenBank genome assembly